Ochotona princeps (American pika) is the source of this 1057-nucleotide messenger RNA. RefSeq names its product eukaryotic elongation factor 2 lysine methyltransferase (gene EEF2KMT). Lineage: Eukaryota; Metazoa; Chordata; Mammalia; Lagomorpha; Ochotonidae. The transcript has 8 exons. The record is from RefSeq and is a predicted model, not a curated record. Bases 21 to 1013 code for a protein of 330 amino acids.
CCAGUCUCCCAGGCCUAGCCAUGGCGCCCACGGAGAUCGCGGAGAGCGAGCUGCUACUGCAGACUUUUGAGCGCCGCUUCCUGGCAGCGCGCGUGCUGCGCUCCUUCCCCUGGCAGAGCCUAGAAGAGAAGUUAAAGGCCUCCUCAGAUUCAAAGCUGCUGCUGCAUCUUUUACAAAAGACCGCGAGACACCCUCUGUGUGCGAGGCACCCACCGUCCUCAACUUACGUCCGGCGUUUCCUCUCAGAGCUCAUUAGAAAGCAUGAGGCUGUGCACAUGGAGCCCCUGGACGAACUAUACGAGGCGCUGGCAGAGGUCCUGGCCACCGACGAGUCUGCCCAGUGCCACCGGAGCUACUUGCUGCCUGCUGGAGACACAGUCACACUCGCAGAGAGCACCGCCAUCGUCGCACACGGCACCACGGGCCUGGUCACAUGGGAUGCCGCCCUGUACCUGGCCGAGUGGGCCAUGCAGAAUCCAGCAACCUUCACUCACAGGACUGUCCUAGAGCUGGGCAGCGGGGCUGGCCUGACAGGCCUGGCCAUCUGCAAGGCGUGCCAGCCCAGGGCAUACAUCUUCAGCGACGGUCACAGCCAUGUCCUGGAGCAGCUUCGCCAAAACAUUGUUCUCAAUGGCUUUUCGUUGGAACUGGAUGUCACCAUAGAGCCUGGGCACCCUACAGUCACUGUGGCCCAGCUGGAUUGGGACACUGCCACAGGCCCGCAGCUGUCUGCCUUCCAGCCUGACGUGGUCAUCGCCGCAGACGUGCUGUACUGCCCGGACGCCAUCCUCUCACUGGUUGGACUCCUGCAAAGGCUCGCUGGCUGCCACAAGGACCAGCGGCCUCCUGACGUCUAUGUGGCCUCUACUAUCCGCAAUCCAGAGACGCCACAGUUGUUCACGGCACAGCUAGGCCAGGCUGGGAUCAGCUGGGAGGCAGUGCCUCCCCAUGACCGCACUCUGUUUGCUUACGAGGAACACUGGGAGGUGGUGGUUCUGAAGCUGACGCUGUAGAGGCUGGGACUGCAGGCUUCGCAGAAGGGUGGCUCACACAGCAA